Messenger RNA from Oreochromis niloticus (Nile tilapia), 4620 nucleotides. RefSeq names its product ankyrin repeat and SOCS box protein 13. NCBI's taxonomy places the organism in Eukaryota, Metazoa, Chordata, Actinopteri, Cichliformes, Cichlidae. The record is from RefSeq and is a predicted model, not a curated record. The coding region runs from base 130 to 972 and encodes 280 amino acids. Gene Ontology annotation, molecular function: protein binding. The transcript is spliced from 6 exons. Gene Ontology annotation, biological process: positive regulation of protein catabolic process; protein ubiquitination; intracellular signal transduction.
CGGAGGUCGGGUUUUGUCACGUGACUCCUGCCGCAUGUAGAGAGCGAGGACGCGACUGUUUACAAACAGCUCGUUUGUCCCCGCGUUUCAUGUCAGCCGAGCUUGUUCUGCGGGGGAAGUAUUCGGAGGAUGGACACUGAAAAGUCUCGGCCCUAUUUCUUUGGCGACAUCGGCUGCUGGGCGGAGCGAACAGAGGUGCACAAGGCAGCGUCGCUCGGUCAGGCCUCCCAACUGGAGGAGCUCAUUCAGGGCGGAGCCUCGGUCAACAUGGUGGCCGUGGAUUCCAUCACACCGCUGCACGAGGCGUGCCUCCACGGACAGGCCAAGUGCGUGCAGCUGCUGCUUGAGGCUGGAGCUCAGGUGGAUGCAAGGAAUGUGGAUGGAAGUACCCCGCUGUGCGAUGCCUGUUCAGCUGGUAGUUUGGAGUGUGUGAGGCUUUUGCUGCAGUACGGUGCCAAGGCGAACCCUGCCCUCACCUCCCGCACAGCCUCACCCCUGCACGAGGCCUGCAUGGGAGGAAACUCUGAGUGUGUGAAGCUGCUGAUUUCCAUGGGAGCUUGUCUCGAGGCGUAUGACCUUUACUACGGCACCCCGCUGCACGUGGCCUGUGCUAAUGAGCACACGCACUGUGUUAAAGAGCUGCUCAAUGCAGGCGCUAAAGUGAACGCCACCAGGCUGCACGAGACUCCGCUGCACCACGCUGCUAAAAGCAUGCGGGUGGAGACGAUCGAGAUGCUGGUGGAGUUUGGAGCCAACAUCUACGCUAGAGAUCAACACGAGAGGAGACCCGUGGACUACACCACGCCGGGCUCUCCCUCUGCAGCCUGCCUACAGUCUUAUGAGACUUCUCCUCUGAGUCUGCAGCAGCUCAGCAGGUUGGCAGUGAGGAGGAAGCUCGGCACCAGGGCUCUAAAUGUCAUAGGCCAGCUGGAAAUCCCUAAACUCAUCAUCAGCUACCUCUGCUAUCAGUGAGUGCCACCUGGAGGAGGAGCCCGACCAGUGCUCGAAGACGGACUGGAAACUGCACAGCACUGUGUUAAAUAUGAGAACAGCUGGCACGAGCACAAUGUCGUCUUUUCUUAUUUAAAUCAGCUUGAAAGUAACGAGUGCAGAGUGGAGACUGGAGCUGCUGCCUGAGACGCAUUUAGUUUAAGAACGCCGCCAUGCAAACACUGCAGCAGCUAUUGCAGUCAGCGUUUUCAGGCUUGGACCCUUGUCAGUCUGUGUGAUUGCAUUAGUGCUGCUGUAAGAUAAGAUGCACAGUUUUUAACUUUUUAAAGAAAGCAGAGUAAGACUGAUUUUCACUUGGCAUGCUCUCUAACACACACACACACACACACACACACACACACACACACUGAACACAUGUUCUUUGUUUCUGUCUCGUUUGCUAGUUUAAAGACUAAGAUGUGUGUUGAAUGUGGACAAAAUAUGUGGAUGUUGACUCUGGUGUUAUGACAUGACUGCAGUCUGUUAACAGGACGUGUUUAAUCAGAACUCGACUCUUCUGAGCUCUAAAUGCCUUUAAUGCUGUUGAAAACACAUGAUACACAUUUAAUGUUUGGUUUCUAUGCUGGUCGACAGUUUGUGAGUGUGAGGCUCUCUGAGAGGAAGCACAAAGCAUGAAGACACUGCUGCACUGCACAUCUUUGGGUAUGACCUCGAGUCAGGAGGAACGAGGGUGAUGUUGAUCCUGCAGCUACUCUGAGGACGAGCGCAGGAGAAAGUGACAAAGGCAACUUUAAAAUAAGCUCAGCGCUUCACUCUCUGCAUUUGAUACGUUUAGUCGACUUAAAGAACUCGCAGUGAUAACAGGGAGUCUGAACAGCGAGUGGAAACAUGACAGCAACUUUUAUAUCUGCUCAUGUUAACAUAACCGUUGACAGGCUCGUCUCCCCUGCAGUAGGUUCUGUUGUUAGAGACAGCGGCUCUCACACCUUUGCUUCCCUUUAGACUCUGUUUGACUUUGUUAGUUAGAUUAUGUGUGGGUGACUUGUUUGCCAGCGACUAGUCCUAAACAGACUGUCUACCACCAGAGAAGAGUGUGCUUCUAAUCCUGGGCAUGACUGUGUGAGGCUGUUUGUUUUUAACUGGAAACGAAGCUCAGGAAGACGAGAUGUUGCUUUUGGAAGCAGAGGCAUCGUCAGCAGCUAAUGGUUUCUGGAUCAAACGCUGGAUUUGCUGGGACAGCGCAGCGCAGACUUAAACUCUCGCUGUCAGAGUAUGAAAUGAUGAAGUGGGGCAUGGCGUGCAAAUGAAAGAAAGUUUCUUAUAAGAGGAAUACCAAACAAGUCUGCUGUCAGAGCUGCAGCCUGAAACUCUGCAGAUGCUCCCUGUUGGUGCAGUUUUAAGGAGACGCCGAUCCUAGUCACCUAUUUAUAGCCUUGUGGCAUUUAUUCCAUUAAAUCUGCUUCAAGAGGCGAUGCAGGGAGCCCUGUCAGGUCUUAUGUUGGUAUGGUGUUAUGAAUUCCUUAAAGUCCUUUAUAUUGUUUCUUUUCCCCCUGUCUUCUAUUUUUGGCGGUUAAUAACUGUGAUUUAUCUGUGGAAAGGGAGUCAGGCCACAGGCGGGGGAAACUCGUCCACGUACAGACUCCUCUCUUUAUCAGUGUUACUGGAUUAUGGUCUGUAAAUACCUGCAGCACAUUCUUUAUAUAACAACACCAGCAUCUGACCUGUUUUACAGCAUCUCCCAUUUUUAUUCAUUUUAAUGUAUUUUUCCCAAAUUGGCCCACAUUUGUCUUAAUAAUCAGGCAAACGUCUCAGGAACCUUGUUUAACAAUACUUCUGGCUUUGUUUGAGAUGGAUCUAAUAGCUGUUUAUAGCAGAGUGUAGUUAUUAAACAGUGCAGAGACAUGUGGUUUAUGAUGAAGCUGUCCUUGUUGGUUUUAACACCGCUGAUGAAAAAUGAUUUGAAGUAUCUGAGAAAGAAAUUAUAUUCACAAACACAACUUUGACUGACUUGUGUUCAGGUGACAUCACUUACACAGAGAGUAGACGCACAUCUGUGAACUCAAACUGCUGCAGCAGUGCUUUAAAGCUGGAUUCUAUUGAAUGACCACUGGGUGGUGACGAGUGUCGUCUCACACUCUUUGCUCUCUGAUCUUAGUAAAACCUGUCAUGAUGACUGUAUGGGCUCAGGGACGUCUCUCAGUUUCACAGGCAGCUACACUCCUCUCUGUCACAUUCACUAGCAAACGGCGCCUUCAUGACUGGGUAACAAUGGUGGCUCCAUCCUUUAUAUCUUCUACACUUGCAACUGUUCCAUUUGAAAAUAACAGCAGCAGUAAGCCUGAGUCACACAGGUCGCUCUGCAAACUCCCGUUUACCAGGAAAAUGUGGAUCACACCCAGCUGGCGAGUAGUCGCUAGUGUUAGUUAGCAAAUGUUGGUAUUUUCCACCCAAACUACAAGGAGGUUCUUGGUGGAGCCUCCAUCACAAACCCAACAACCACCCGUGAGCUGGUUGGAGAAUUCACAUCUUUUAUUGAGCAGAAAUAACCAGACAGUCUCUGACCAGAUGACCUAAUGACUGCCCACAGGUACUGAAGCUGUCCUUAUGUGGCAAAUUCUCUGGAUGUGAUUGUGAUCAGAGCUUUCAUACUGAGGCCACUUUAGUUUAUGCUGUGUGUAAGGAGCAACUCCACCAUAUACAUCAGAUUGGCUCCUGUAAAGCCCCCUUUCACUAACAUUAAGAAUUUAUUAGACACAAAAUAAGCAGAAUUAUUGUAGUAAUACAUUUCCAUGUCACAGUGCUUCAUGUUAUAGCCUGAAAGUGAACCACAAGAACUCUCCUGCUUUUUUUCUCUCACAUCUGAUGAUAUGAAGGAUAAACUCUGUGCACGUGCAGCCUGCUGACAUCACCCUUCAGUGUUUUAACUUCUCCUCGCUUCCAUCUUCAGCUGCCAGCGGGCACAGUUACCUUGCAUAGCUUUAAAGAGCACGGGGCCGUCUGUCAGCACUCAUGGAGGUCAGCACCUGCUGUGUUGACUGUUGGUCUGACAGAUCUUCAGCAAGAAUUCAGAACCAAUAUUUCAUAGUUCAUGCCUUCAUCCAAAUCUCUCAGUUCACUCCCUCGUUUGGCCCUCACCCCAAACGUGAGCGGGCUUCACGAUGCUGGCCUGUUGUCAUAAAUACGCCAAGCUGUAAAAAGUUAAUCAAAAUCUAGAUUCCUAAAAACUUACCUUCCAUGUUAGGCUGUUAUUCAUUUGAAACAAAUGUUGCCGGGGUCAUUAUAAUGUUAGCCUGUAAAUGGUUUGGAAGCACAGCUGUCAUGGAGCGCUGCUUUUAAGAACAAAUCAAAUCCUCUGCUUAAGGCUGAAAGUUACUACUAUGAUAUGCACCUGGUUUCAAGCACUGGGCUGCGGCAGGGGCUGAGAAGACCUUACACGAGGGCAGCGUCCAGUUAUUGAAGAUAAGAAGUGGCUCUCAGUCCAUAACAGAGCUUUGAAAUCAAAGCUUCCUAUCUGUGCAACAGUUUUUCAGACUGUAUUUCUUGGAUUGCACAGAUUGCAGUUCUCUCUCAUGUGCCAAGUUUGGAGCCUGAUCAAUAACACACAAUGUGUCCUCAGUGUCGAUGUUAUUAAACUGCUCUGCAUAUGAUGAAUAAACUUAAUAAAGUGCA